Messenger RNA from Puccinia graminis f. sp. tritici CRL 75-36-700-3, 873 nucleotides. RefSeq lists its product as uncharacterized. The record is from RefSeq and is a predicted model, not a curated record. Lineage: Eukaryota; Fungi; Basidiomycota; Pucciniomycetes; Pucciniales; Pucciniaceae. The coding region runs from base 1 to 873 and encodes 290 amino acids. The transcript has 4 exons.
AUGGCCAUCAACCAUCCGGAUUUUGGACGCCAUCAAGCGACUGGUUCAGCACACCACCGACGGCAAAGCUCGAUGGAACCAGUACAUCCUAUCAGAGAGGACAUGCCAUUCCUGUACAAUCUCGUACUGCACAAAAUACAACGGGCUCAACCAGCAUCUUUGCAAGUGGCAGCAACCCCGGUUCCUACACGAGCUCCAGCGGAUAACGGCUCAGACACCAAUUCAGAGGAAUCUGAAACCGACACUUCGCCAUCAAGAACAACUAGAGAAACACCUUUAGCAAGAAGAAGUGCCCUCGAGGAGAUAGAGGACUGUCAAGAACCUUUCAACCGAGCUAAUCGACCGCAAGUCCUGGCAGCAACUGUCUGUUCCAUGGUUGCAUUUGGGGCCAACCGACGAGACAAUGCCCUUCAAAUACAAAACUCAGUUGUUUUCUCACCGUGCAGUCAGUUCCCUCGGCAGAGCUGCAGAGUUGAAGGUUAUCCGACAAAUGGCCAGCCGAAAAUCCCCGCUAGCCCCAAUCAUAUGCCUGGACAACCUGGACUUCGAGGAAACGUUACAGAAGGCAAUACAGGAUCGCAGAAUGAAGUCGAUCAUCUUCUUUCUUCAGACAAUGAUGCCAGCUUGCAUUUCCAAGCAGUCCUCAAAAGUCAAAUCACUAAAGUUUUACUAGACUACAUUGCCACUCCAGCUGAUAAGAAACAUAACCUACCAAAGUUUCCACCUCCGAUCGAUCCGAUAGCUGUCAAGAAGCCAGACAUUUCAAUGUUCAAAUUGAUGAUUGCCUCCGACAACUCCACUGACAGUGUCGGCGACGUCCUGGAAGGAUUCUUGCUUCAAACAAAACUGACCGCAGAACAGUUUUACACUUGA